Messenger RNA from Lycium ferocissimum, 638 nucleotides. Its product is annotated as blue copper protein 1a-like. Gene Ontology annotation, cellular component: plasma membrane. NCBI's taxonomy places the organism in Eukaryota, Viridiplantae, Streptophyta, Magnoliopsida, Solanales, Solanaceae. The coding region runs from base 54 to 518 and encodes 154 amino acids. The record is from RefSeq and is a predicted model, not a curated record. Gene Ontology annotation, molecular function: electron transfer activity. The transcript has 2 exons.
UAAAAAAUUAAGAAAGCUUUCAAAAGUAGUAGCAAUAAUAAAUUAAAUUCCAAAUGGCCUCGAAAACUUUCUUGAUUGCACUUGUUGUAGUUAGCAUAGUUGUUGCUCCAGCUAUGGCAACAGAGCAUUUGGUUGGGGAUGAUCAAGGUUGGAAACUCAAAUUUGACUACAAUGCAUGGGCUGAGAGCAAAGAGUUCCAUGUUGGAGAUAAGCUCAUUUUCAAGUACAAGGAAGGAGUUCACAAUGUGUACAAAGCAGAUUUGACAGCCUUCCAAAACUGUGCACCAGGUGCCAAUGUCGAACCCUUAACUACUGGAAAUGAUGUGAUUGAGCUGAAAUCUCCAGGGAAGAAAUGGUACUUUUGCGGAAUAAAAAACCACUGUGAUCAAGGCAUGAAGGUCGCCGUUAACGUUCUGUCAAGUUCCCCUGGCUCAUCAGCUGCCUUUGGGAUUAGUCCUUCCAAAUUAGUUGCUAUGAUGGUUGCUGCAUUUUCCAUGUUCUUGAUCAUCAUUGCUUAAGACUAUUGUUCUUUGGUUAAUUAAUUCUGUUAUUUCUGUUCUUUUCGUGAACUUGAAUUUUUUUUUCCAUUAUUUCAAAAUAUGUAAUAGCAAAUUCGGAAUAUUAAAUAUUUGAAUGGG